Clarias gariepinus (North African catfish) is the source of this 3434-nucleotide messenger RNA. RefSeq names its product serine hydroxymethyltransferase, cytosolic-like. The record is from RefSeq and is a predicted model, not a curated record. Gene Ontology annotation, cellular component: nucleus; cytosol; cytoplasm. The transcript has 15 exons. Bases 799 to 2367 code for a protein of 522 amino acids. Gene Ontology annotation, biological process: folic acid metabolic process; tetrahydrofolate interconversion; L-serine catabolic process. Gene Ontology annotation, molecular function: serine binding; cobalt ion binding; zinc ion binding. Lineage: Eukaryota; Metazoa; Chordata; Actinopteri; Siluriformes; Clariidae.
UGUUUGAUCAGAAUGUUAGAGUUCCUGUUAGCUUGAACUAAUAUAGCCAUUUUCCUCUGACCUCCCAUCGACAAGGCAUUUCCACCUACAUUGUUUUGUUUGUUUUUGUUUUGGUGUUUCACACAAUACAGUAAAUAAAGCAGUUACAAAAAUACCCUUAGUCCAAAUCACUGAGAUCACACUGUAUCCUCGUGAUGGGUGAUGUGAACAUUACCCGAAGUCGUUGGCUUAUAUCUUUGAUAAAGUGAAAUAAAUAUAAACACACAGUACAUAUUGCACUCUAAUAUUUAAUUGGACCUUUGGACUUUUACUUUGAUUACAGCCUUUUGAGCCUGUAAAAAUGGAUGAACUUUAAGAAUUACAGCAUUUUUAAACAACAGUUACUAAAGUAUUUUUGUUCGAACUGCUUGAAUUAAAGUUGAAAGUCCACUCUUCGGCGACACGGUGGUGUAGUAAUUAAACGAGCAGGCUGCACCCUUUGAUCGAAGUAGGCGUGGUGGAUCAUAAGAUAGAUCAGAUACUGAGGCUCGAGACCAUUUAAUGCUUAGGGGUGAUGUGCUCGUAUCUUCUGGUUCUAGUUUGUUUAUGCACCUAGUUGAACAACCAGACAGGAAGCCGUUAGUCCAACCUAGAGGUGAUAAGAUAAGGACAAAAAAUUUAAGACGGAAGACUUUGACUGGAUUAUGCCUUAUAGAGUAGUCGGUUGACUUCAUUCCCACAUCAUCUCUUCUCGGUACCAUUAAGGAGCGGACAACUGAGUGCAAGCAGCGACUCGCCGCAUUCUCAGGGAUUCAAAAAAUGAGCAAAUUCAUAAGAAAAAAUAUGCCCAGGAUUUUGAGUUACUGGAGGUGUUAUCAUCAAGAGAGAUCAUUACACCAUGUCACUUUACAGUAUACAAGACAACAGCAGGCUAACAGCAAGAGCAUUGAAAAUACUGAUGUUUAUUCCUUCAACAAGAGCACACGUGAAUCACAUGACCAUAUGAUGCUGGAGCCUCUCAGCACUAACGAUCCAGAGGUAUUUAACAUCAUACAGAAUGAGAAGAGGAGACAGAUGCAUAGUUUAACACUUAAUGCAUCUGAGAAUUUUACCAGUCGUGCUAUUUCAGAGGCCCUGAGCUCAUGCAUAAGCAACAAAUGCUUUCAUUUAAGUCUUCGGUACUCUGCUGAUGCAGACAGUGUGGAUGAACUGGAGCGCCUCUGUAAGGAAAGAGCGUUGAAGGUUUUCAGGCUUGAUCCAGAAAAAUGGGGCGUUAACGUUCAGCCUUAUUCUGGGUCAUCUGCAAACUUUGCUGUGUACAUAUCAUUAUUGGAGCCUCGUGGGAGGAUCAUGGGUCUGGAUCCGUGUGACGGAGGCCACCAUAGCCAUGGAUUUAUAAUGGGCAAAGAGAAAUUAUCUGCUACCUCUAUUUUCUUUGAUUCACGGUCAUACAAGGUCGACCAAGAGACUGGUUACAUUGAUUACGACCAACUAGAGGAAGGUGCUCGUUCAUUCAAGCCAAAACUAAUCAUCGCAGGUACCAGCUCCUACUCACGUAACCUGGAUUACCGUCGUCUGCGUGACAUUGCAAAUAAAAAUGGUGCGUACCUGCUGGGUGACAUGGCACACAUCAGUGGACUUGUUGCAGCGGGAGUGGUUCCGUCCCCCUUCGAUUACUGUGAUAUUGUUUCGACCUCUACCUAUAAGACCCUGAGAGGCUGCAGAGGCGGAGCCAUAUUUUACAGGAAAGGUGUGCGCAGUGUGGAUGCAAAAACAGGAAAGGAAACUCUUUACAACCUGGAGAGAUCGAUCUGUGAAGCUGUGUUCCCCAGGCUGCAGGGAGGACGUCACAACCAUUCCAUCGCAGGACUGGCUGUAGCAUUAAACCAGGCACUGACUCCAGAAUUCAAGGCUUACCAAGUACAGGUGCUGGCAAACUGCAGGACUUUAGUGUCUUCUUUAAUAGAAAAGGGCUACAAAAUUGUCACAGGUGGUACGGAUACUCACCUUUUCUUGCUCGACCUUCGGCCAAAUGGAAUCGAUGGAAUGAAGACAGAGAAGGUGCUACAGGACUGCGCUAUCGUCUGUAACAGGAGCCGGUGUCCAGGUGAUAGUCCACUGCAGGCCUCUGGCCUGCGUUUAGGCUCACCUGCUCUCACAUCACGGGGCUUAGUGGAGGAGGAUUUCUGCACAGUGGCGGAAUUACUACACAGAGGCAUUCAGCUAGCUGUGGAGAUCCAGACAAACACAAACCCUAAAUGCACUUUAAAGGAGUUCACGGCAACUUUAUGUCAGGAUAAAAAAUAUCAAAAAAGAAUAAUAGAAAUCCAAAACGAGGUUGAGGCUUUUGUUGGAAAAUUCCCCAUGCCUGGACUGCCUGGGCUUUGACCCUAAUCAUCAUCCUUCUGAACAUGUACCUAUUUACUUAAUUAAAUAAAUAAAUAUUUUCUCACUUACUUGCAUGCAUGCUUACAUAGAUACGUAUGUACAGUACUUUAACAUUACUUAACAUUACUUAACAUGACCCCUAUAUGAUGUCAAAGUUCACGCACUUCACCUGCCAACAUUUCACAAUAAUAAGAUAAGGCACUGAUAUCUUUUAAUAAUGUACCUUUUUCUUUUGCCAAUAAAUGAAAUUUUAUUUAAGGUUUUAUCCAGAUAAAAAUUGCACACUGUUUUGAAUUGUUUACAGUUUAGAAAUAAAAAUAAUAUACAUGAAUAUAUAUUUACAUACUAAUGUGGUUACAUGCUUAUUUUCAUAUCUUCAUAUUUUUCAAUUACUUAAAUGUCUAUUUACUUACUUACAUUACAUAGGUAUUUUCUUAAAUACUUACACUCACCUACUUAAAUGGUUAUUUGCAGACAUUUUUUUAAGGCGUACUGCGUGUAUCAUCCUAAUAUGUUAAUACGAGGGGUGUUCGAGUCACUCCAGGACUUGAUUGUAGAAUAACAGAACACAGUUCUGAGGGUAAACACUACUUUUAUUUCUCUAUAUAAUCCCCUGAUACACUAAUGCACUUAUCCCAGUGUUUCACUAUUGCUUGGACACCAUCAAGGUAGAGAGUUUUCUCAGUACGCCCGGAGCCGUGAACGGACUGUCUGCUUCACGUCUGAAACCCCCAGCCUCUCAGGAACUCCUUUAAUGGACUAAAGAUGUGGAAAUGUCUUGGUGCGACGCUAAAGACUAAGACUAAGCGUCUCAUCGCCGUACUUUGUCUCGACAUGUAUAGUAAAUUGGUUUCAUACCGUCAUUCACAGGACAUUUCAUCACAUCACAAGUCUUGAUUUAACACAGCUGAUGUGUUGGAUUUCCUUCUUAAAUGAGUUUUCCUUUUUAUUGUUUUAAUUAUCCACUCCUUUGUAUUUGUUUUUUUCAAUCAGGGAAAUACAACAACUAAUUAAGGUCUGUAAGCACUGACUUUAAGGUACAAACUACUUUUUUUUCUUCUACUUGA